This is a messenger RNA of Eupeodes corollae, 5241 nucleotides long. RefSeq lists its product as uncharacterized. The transcript has a single exon. Gene Ontology annotation, molecular function: nucleic acid binding; aspartic-type endopeptidase activity. Bases 1 to 5241 code for a protein of 1746 amino acids. Gene Ontology annotation, biological process: DNA integration; proteolysis. The record is from RefSeq and is a predicted model, not a curated record. Lineage: Eukaryota; Metazoa; Arthropoda; Insecta; Diptera; Syrphidae.
AUGAGUUCUUUAAAACAAAAAUACGGGAAUGUUAAGGGACGUUUGACUAGAGCACGUGAUUUCGUGAAUACAAUCACAGUUGAAAUUUCUCUGGAAAUGUUAGAAAUACGGUUUAAAAGCUUAAACGAGACUUGGUCAGAAUUUUGUGCGUUUUAUAAUGAAAUUCUGGAAGGCCUUAAGGAAGACAAUGAAGAACUACAAACUUACGAGACUGAAUUUGGCAUGUAUGAAUCGCGUUACUUUGAUGCUCAUGCGAUGUUGUCGGCAGCAAUUCGUAAAAAGCAAUCGACAUCAAGAUUGGAAGAUGAUGUUACGGUUGUUGAAAAGUUGGCAAUGCAACAAACCACGCUGAUUGAAAAACUUAACGCGACAUCGGAGCGGUGUACAAUUCAGCUUCCAAAGCUAGUCGUCCCACCGUUCUCAGGGGAUUAUAAAGAUUGGCCAUCGUUUAGAGAUUCCUUUACGGGAUCUGUUGAUCAAAAAGAAAACCUAACGGCUGUUCAAAAAUUUUAUUAUUUAAAAUCAUUUCUUCGUGAUCGCGCGCUAGACCUCAUCAAACACAUUCCUUUAUCCGAAGCAAACUAUUUUGAAGCAUGGGAACGUUUGGAACAUAGAUAUGAUCGGGUACAGCUCAUUGUUCAAUCGUUUAUCGAGACAUAUCUUUCUCUUCCCAAUGCAAUCGGUGGUAACGUGAAAGUACUUAGACAAAUCUCAGACACUGCAGAUGAGGUAAUACGUGGACUUAAUGCCGUUAAUUCUAAUGGCCGUGAUCCAUGGCUUAUUCAUUUGCUCUUAACUAAACUAGAUGUUGACACUAAACAAAGUUGGGCAGAAAAGAUUGGUACACGUGAUGAUGCUAGUAUUGAUGAAUUUUUGACAUUUUUGGAAACGCGAUGUACUGCUCUAGAAUCAUGUCAAACGGUGGCAUCACGCUCAAGUGUUUCACGAAAUAAACAACAGCCUAAUAUACGUUCGCAUUUUGUUGAAUCUUCUCAUUCAAAACCCGUAUGGCAAUGUCCUAAAUGUCAAGAGCAACACAACUUGCCACAGUGUCCAAAAUUUGUCGCUCUUGAUGCUGAAUCCCGUCGGUCUUUUGUAAAAUCGAACUCUUUGUGCUUUAAUUGCCUUCGUCCUGGACAUGGGGUAUAUAAGUGCCACUCUAACUUUCGCUGUCGCGAAUGCCGGUCGCGUCACCAUUCACUUGUUCAUCCGUCGUCGUCGUCACAAAAUAGUUCCUCCUCUUCAUCGCAACCACAAAUCGCGUCGCACAAAUCCACUCCAGAGCAAGCUUCUUCCUCAUCUGUUGCACCAAUUAUAAACAACCACUCGUUAGAUGUAGCAAUCAGUAGACAAACCAUUCUUCCAACAAUCUUGGCUCUGGUAGAAGAUUUCAAAGGGAAUUUGCAAAAUUGUAGGAUCCUAGUCGAUUCAGGAUCUCAGGUUUCAUUUGUGGGUGAAUCAUUUGUUCAGAGGUUAGGAAUUCCACGCAAACAUGCUCGUAUCCCUAUAAGUGGGGUUUCUUCUUCGGAUGCAGGCUAUACGAAAGGUGUUGUGUCAUUGACAUUAAUUUCUCGAUUUGAUAAAACUUCUUUGGUCAUUGACGCAUAUGUAAUGCCUAAAGUAACCUCUAACUUGCCUUCUCGAUCGUUCGAUCCAUCUCGGUUGCUUCAUAUUCGUGGCUUGGAAUUAGCAGAUCCAUCGUUCAAUUCGUCCGGUUCAAUCGACAUUCUUCUUGGAGCAGAUAAGCUGUGGAGUAUUCUCAAGGGGGAUCAAAUUCGAGGAGCAGAGGGGGCUCCUAUAGCCCAACAUACGUCGUUUGGUUGGGUUAUAACAGGGGAGUUAUUCGAGGCGGCUUCACCAUCGGUGAAUCAAUCUUUAAUCACUUCACUUCACUCUUCGCUUGAUAUAGAUUUUCUGUUGAAACGUUUUUGGGAGUUAGAGGAAGUUGUGCCUCUUAAAGAUAAUUGCUUUGAUGAGGAUGAAGCUGAAAUUCAUUUUCGUAACACAUUUUCGAGAUCAAUCGACGGAAAGUACUCCGUACAGCUCCCGUUCAAAUCUCCUUUUCCCGUUUUUGGCGAUUCGUUAAAGCUCGCGGUUAAUCGGUUAUAUUCUAUGGAAAAAAGGUUUCAUCGAGAUAAAGCACUGCACAAUUCAUACUCAAACUUUAUGCAAGAAUAUCUUAAUCUUGGCCAUAUGACUCGUAUUCCUUCAAAUGAGAUUCAUACAGCUCAAGGAAAACACUUUUACCUGCCUCAUCACGCGGUUUUAAAACCCGAUAGUUCCACAACCAAGUUAAGGGUUGUAUUCGAUGGGUCAGCUAGGGAUUCAUUCGGAAAUUCACUAAAUAGUCAAUUGCUUAUUGGUCCUCCCAUUCAAAGGGACUUGUUUGGGGUUUGCUUACGUUUUAGACAGCAUAAAUACGUUUUCACGGCGGAUGUGGUAAAGAUGUUUCGCCAAAUCUGGGUAGAAGACGAGCACACAGACUUCCAGCGGAUUGUUUGGCGGGAGAAUCCCAACGAUGAAAUCGGACAUUUUCGGCUUCGGACGGUUACGUAUGGUACGGCAUCGGCUCCAUUUCUCUCCGUUCGUGUUUUAAAACAGAUAGCAAACGAUUACAAGGAACAAUAUCCAAAUGCAGCUCGUGUUCUUACUACAGACGUAUACGUUGACGACAUCAUGACUGGAGCCAAUUCAUCGGAGGAGCUGAUGAGUUUGCAAUCUGAAUUAGUGUCUCUACUGUCUAACGCCAAGCUUGAGUUAAGAAAAUGGAACUCUAACUGCUGGCCACUACUUGCUAGAUUACCUAGGGAUGAUUGUGAGUUUUCCUGGUUCGAUGCCGAUCCUUCAAAAACAACGAUAAAGGUUUUGGGUUUGCACUGGAGCCCCACAUCAGAUGAAUUUUCGUUUCGCUUUUCUAAUUCUCGUAUCGUUUGCCCACCAACAAGACGUUCGCUUUUGUCAGAAAUCUCUAGCAUUUUUGACCCUUUAGGAUUCUUAGCUCCAUCGGUUAUUUUGUUUAAAAUAUUAUUCCAGGAAUUAUGGUCGUCUGAACUUAAACUUGGGUGGGAUGAUCCCUUACCAAUACAAUUAUCCAACAAAUGGUUGACCUAUCGAAACGAACUACAUUUCUUCGAAAAGCUACGUAUUCCGAGAAACGCAUUCCCAUCAUUUGAAAGUGUCGAAUAUCAUGGAUUCUCUGAUGCCUCGUCGGUGGCUUAUUCUGCUGUUGUUUAUGCGCGUUGUAAAAUUUCUGAAAGUGAAUAUAAAACCAUAUUAAUAGCGUCCAAAACCAAAGUCGCUCCCUUAAAACCUGUAUCGAUUCCUCGACUUGAGCUAUGCGCUGCUCUUCUUCUUUCGCGGUUGCUGAAAAUGAUAAGAACUUCGAUUUCAAUAGACUGUCCUUUCUUUGCGUGGUGUGAUUCUCAGGUUGUACUUCAUUGGUUGUCCUCACCUCCGCGUCGUUGGACUACAUUCGUCGCGAAUCGUACAGCUGCAAUCCUUGAAACUAUCCCUCGUCAUGCUUGGAACUACAUCGCAUCCGAAUCAAACCCUGCAGAUUGUGCCUCGCGUGGUAUUUUGCCAUCAGGAGUAACAGAUCAUCCAUUGUGGUGGAGUGGUCCAAACUGGUUGUCGCUGCCUCAAGACCUCUGGCCAAAAUCAAAUUUUCCAGCAAAACAGUCAACUGAGAACGACAUCUUCGUAGAGGAAAAACAAUCAUCAAAGGCUGUAGCUCUUGCAGCCAACACUGAUAGUAGCUGGGUGAUUCUGUUAGCUGAACGCGUUUCGUCAUGGAACCGCCUCAUUCGAGUUGUUGCGACGUGUAUUAGAUAUUCUACAAACUUGAGACCUACAAAAUUUGAGAAGCGAUUUGACAGUCUUACCUUUAAGGAGAUUCACUUCGCUAGAAUUAGUGUUCUUAAAAAUAUACAGGAAGAUUCGUUCGGGAGUGACAUUAAAUAUUUGAUAAAAAACCAUGAACUUCCCGUGAAAUCAAAACUAUUACGGUAUUCACCCUUUAUUGAUAAAGACGGCCUUCUUAGGGUGGGAGGGCGCCUCAAACAUGCUUAUAUUUCGUUUAAUUUAAAACACCCAAUAAUUUUGCCUAAUAACCGUGUUUCGUUCCUUAUAGCAGAAGACAUUCAUAAUAAUCAUCUUCAUCCUGGUUUAUCGGAAACCUUCGUUAUAGUUCGUCAAAGGUAUUGGAUAUUAGGAAGUCGAAACCUUAUCCGAAAAAUAGUAUCUAGGUGCAAAACUUGUUUCCUGCAAGGUAAAUCCACAUCCCAGCAGCUCAUGGGCGAGUUGCCAUCGCAUCGUGUACAACCUGCUAGGCCCUUUACAAAUACUGGAUGUGAUUAUGCUGGGCCAUUCGUAAUAAAGCUGUCCAAGGGUCGUAAAUCAAAACUAUCCAAAGCCUAUUUUGCAAUCUUUGUGUGCAUGUCAACUAAAGCAAUUCAUUUGGAGUUGGUAAGUGACUUAACAACCGACGCAUUUUUAGCUGCCUUUAAGCGAUUUGUGUCCCGUCGAGGAAAAUGUGCAAACAUGUAUAGCGACAAUGGCACAAACUUUCAAGGCGCACGUCGCUGUCUUAACGAGAUGCAGAAGUUGGUCGUUUCACAAGCCCACAAUGAGGAGAUUGCCUCUCGACUUGCUAUGGACGGUACUGCAUGGCACUUUAUCCCUCCCUCAGCGCCCCACUUUGGUGGGUUAUGGGAAGCAGGCGUUAAGUCUGUCAAGUUGCAUUUACGUAGAGUUGUUGGAUCUUCUAUUUUAACGUUUGAAGAACUUUAUACUGUUUUAACACAAAUAGAAUCUAUUUUGAAUUCGCGUCCUAUUUGUGUUAUUUCCGAUAACGAUUUAAAUCCAUUAACUCCCGCACAUUUUCUUAUAGGAGAACCCCUCACUGCUGUUCCGGAACCGAGUUAUCUGGAUAUCCCUACCAAUCGUUUGUCUCACUGGCAGCAUCUCCAGAGUAUGGUCCAAGGAUUCUGGAAAAGAUGGCACGCGGAGUACAUAACAUCACUCCAAGAAAGACCCAAAUGGCAAAGGAAGGAACUAAAUUUGAAUAUAGGUGACCUUGUCAUUAUACGCGAACCUAAUUUGCCCCCAACAAGGUGGAUACUUGGAAGGAUAGCAGCCGUACAUCCAGGCUCUGAUGACCAGAUACGUGUAGUCACAGUCAAGACUGCAAAUGGAACAUAUCUGCGACCAAUUACAAAACUAGCUCCUUUACCGAAGUCCUGA